CGUUGUACGUUAAAAUCCUUAACCAAUUACCGAUGGCUAAACACAUUUAUCGUAGAACCAAUCAUUUUUACCAUUAAAAAGAAAGCCUAUAAAGUUUCAUACGCCUGCCCUUUCCCCUUAUACUCUCUUUCCAUAGCCCUACACUCUCCUCCUCAUCCCAUUGAAAUUCCCUGCAAACGAAAGUUGAAAAGAAAAAAAAGUAAAAAGAAAAAGAUAAGAAGAAAAAAAAGGAAAGAAAAUCUAUAUGGUCUCCCUCCCUCCAUGUCAUUUUGAUCGGUGGUGAAGCUCUUAUGCUCUUACAAUGGUGUCGCUAACAUUAAAUUAACCAAGUUUAGUGACAUAAGAAAAUCACCGAUCUUGAACUCAUAUAUGAAUAAAUGGAGGUGGAGCGGUUAAGAUGGUGCUUCUCUGGUCUAGAAUGCUAAGUGCUCCUGUGGCCCUCGUUGGUGGAAAUCACACUGCCGCCAGUUUCUGCACUUGCUAAUUGUUUUAAUUUUCUCGGCUUUUCUCUCCCUGUCUCUCUCUUUUCAUCCUCUUAAUUUUUCAUUUUCUAUAAUCGUACGUCCUUUACAUUUCUUUGCAUUUUAUACUUACCCUCUAAAUCCAAUACAGAAACCUUUUUUCCAAGAACAAGAAGAUUUUUUACAAGCAUGGCAGUCCAACUUACAAAGGGGUUACCAUAUUCUAAAGAACCCAAGCAAAUGAUCAAGGUCCUGCCUUUGAAUUAUUCCAAUGGCUUUGGUUUGCAUGGUGAUGCAUACUUGAUCAUCAAGCUCCCUCAUUCUAGGCUUUUGAGGCUUUUUGCUCGAUCUAUGGUUUUGGCUUUGUGUUUUGUUACAUUCUUUGUGUUUGGAAACCUUUUUGGUGCUUCUAUGUUGGUCUCUCUACCACAACCACCUGCUGAGCCUGAAACUGCAAGCCCAUAUUCCUCGUCAAUCGAUCUUGGCCUCUUGCCUUUUCUUUCCCGUGACUUAGCAAAUGAAGGCCUCCUUAAAAGAGGCGAUAAAGUUUUACUUUUAAGCAACGACAAUGAUCGUAAUGGUGCCGUGUAUAUUUCUGAUCAUAUCCUAAAUGGCAAUUAUGAUGUUGAUCUAAUCUCCAUCUCUGAUUUUGAUCGACAAAGCACAAUUCUUGAUGGAUCUUUGGACUUUGUCAUCACAUUUAGCUUCUCAAGUGCCCAAGAAUUCAUCGAUCGUACCCUCAAAGUGGGAGGCAUUGCAGUUGUACAACUAAACGAUAAUCCUUCUCUUGUAUUCAAUAAGCCAUUAAAUUACAAAAUAGUCUAUCUCAGGAAAUUUCAACCAACAGUAAUGGCCAUGAGGAAAACAAACUAUAAUAGCAAUGCUAAUGUCAGCACACAAAGGAAGCUCCACGCAUAUAGAAAUGAAGCAAGAAAGGCAGCACUAAAGAACCUGGAAGAUGUACUCCUGGAACCCCCGAGAAAAUCUUCAGGCAAGUCAAGAAAAUACUUGAAAAAAACAAGGUAUCUGCCAGAUUUAAUGGGCGAUUCACUAGAGGACUAUCCAAGGCGUGUGUUUAUCGACGUGGGGUUACCGGAAAAAGCAGGAGGAAGUGGCACAGGGUGGUUUGCUAAGCAUUACCCCACCAGAAACCUAGAUUUCGAGAUGUACAAGAUUGAGACAGUGACAGAAAAAUCAUCAGGAAAGGAGGUGCCGCAGGUGGAGGAGGUGAUAGGAAUAUCAGGGUGGUUGACGAAGAAUGUGAAGGAGGAAGAGUACGUGGUGAUGAAGGCAGAUGUAGAAGUGGUGGAGGAGAUGAUGGAAAGCAAAACAGUGAGGUUGGUGGAUGAGCUUUUCUUGGAAUGCAGCCCAAGAGGAAAUGGAGGAAAGGGGAACAAUGGAGGCAGAAGGGCUUAUUGGGAGUGCUUGAGUUUGUAUGGAAGAUUAAGGGAUGAGGGUGUUGCUGUGCAUCAAUGGUGGGGUUGAGAAAGAGAGAUUCCAUCCCCUUCUACAUUAUUUCUAUUAAUUUCAAUUCUUUCCUAUCAUAUUUCUUACUUACAUUGCUUAUAUAUUAUCUAUCGGAUAUUUCUUUUCUGCACAUACACGCAGGCAGUUUAAAAUUUGAGGUGGGUGUUUCUUGAUCAUAAUUAACGAGAGUAUUGAGAUGUAUCAUAUGGAUUCUUUAUGUUUUUUUUUUUUUUUUUGUUCUUUUUGUAUGUGUGUCAGUAUUGGAGCCUAUCUUAUAAUUUGCAUUGAAGCAUAUUGUAGCUUUACAAAUGAUCCGGUUACUUUGGAUUUGUAAUGAGAGAGAUUUUAAAAAGUAAUAUCAAUAUAUAUCUUUUUGUAAUAUGCUUAAGGAUUUCAGAUUUCUUUAUAUCUUUUUGUAAUAUUCAAA
Molecule: messenger RNA, 2355 nt
Organism: Manihot esculenta (cassava)
Lineage: Eukaryota; Viridiplantae; Streptophyta; Magnoliopsida; Malpighiales; Euphorbiaceae
Exons: 1
Coding region: 651-1946 (431 amino acids)
Source: RefSeq, a predicted model, not a curated record